AUCGGGAGCCUGCAACAAUGGCGGCGGGGCCCGGCGUCUCCAUGCAGGGCAGUCCUCUUACCGAACCCGUCCUGUCUGUUCAGCAAGGAGGUAACCAGUCCAAGGGGGAUCGGAUCAAAACGGAAGAUGUUACAGAAGCAGAGAAGCAAAGUCGAAUGGCUGCACUAUUGGAGCGUCUUCAUGCAAAACACAAUGCCUCAAGACCAUGGCAGGAGACAUGCAAAGUUGUUCGGCAAUCCAUGGAGAAACGUGGUAUGAUGAAUGCUGCUGGUCAUCAGCUGUUGCUGAAUUGUCUGGAAACCUUGCAGAGGGCGCUCAAAGUCACCUCGCUUCCUUCCAUGACGGAUCGUCUUGAGUCAAUUGCCCGACAAAACAUGCUGGGCUCCCACCUCAGCCCAUCAGGAACAGAGUGCUACAUUACAUCUGACAUGUUUUACGUGGAGGUGCAGCUGGACUCCUGUGGACAGUUGGUGGACGUCAAAGUGGCCCAUCAAGGAGAGAACCCCACAAGCUGUCCAGAGCUUAUUCAGCAUCUGAGGGAGAAGAACUUUAAAGAGUUUUCCAAACAUCUAAAAGGACUAGUGGACCUAUACAAACUUCCUGGAGACAAUAAACUGAAGACCAAGAUGUACAUCGCUCUGCAGUCUCUUGAGUUGGACCUCACCAAGAUGAUGCACAUGUUUCGGUUAGCAACAAAUGCAACACCAGUAGAGACCAUCCUUCAUGGCAGUGUGGGUUUGCUGACCGCCAGGAGUGGAGGACAUCUUGUAUCACUUCAGUGUUAUGUGUCCCCUUAUGACAUAUUUGAGGAGGAAAUGAGUCUUGAUGGGAAUGUUCCACGUUCACUGGGUGUAAGUGUGUCAGUCACUAUUGAAGGAACAUCUUCGAUUUACAAGCUUCCGAUUGCUCCUCUCAUUACGGGAUCACACCCAGUGGACAACAAAGGGACACCUUCAUUUUCUACGGUGACAAAUUCCAACUGUGUGGACUUACCAGCUUGUUUUUUCCUCAAGAUGAACCGCCCCAUGCCAUUCUCAUGGUCCUUUAUUCAGAGGCUGAACAAUGCUACAUCCAUCCCAGUUUUUGAGGGGGCCCCAAAUCUUUCGCCCCUCUAUAAGUUAAUCGUCCAGAGCCAGCUUCAAGAUGAAAAUGGCUCAUCACCAGCACCUUCACACAACAUGCAUUUCUUUUCUAUGUUGCCGGAUCAGCAACACUGCUACUUCCUAAAUGGUGAUGCCCCUGUACAGGAUGGCCAUUCACUGCAGGGUGCACUGCUGACUAAGAUCCCCUUCCGCCAUCCUGCUCAGGUGCCUCUCCUGCUAGAUAUAGUUCGUCACCAAGCUGCUUAUAAUACACUGAUUGGCAGCUGUGUUAAACGGACCUCCAUCAAAGAGGAUGCCGCUGGUCUUCUGCAGUUUGAAGUCUGCCCUCUCACCGACUCCAGCUUCAGUGUCUCUUUCCAGCAUCCAGUCAAUGAGUCGUUAGUGUGUGUUGUGAUGGAGGUGAUUGACUCCAGACAGGUUUCCUGCAAACUGUACAAAGGACUUUCAGAUGCGCUUAUCUGCACGGAUGAGUUCAUCACCAAGGUAGUACAAAGGUGCAUGUCUAUUCCUGUGACAAUGAGGGCUAUCCGGCGGAAGGCGGAGACCAUCCAGGCUGAUACUCCAGCCCUUUCCCUGAUAGCACAGACAGUGGAGAACCUUCCACCAUCUGGUAGUCCUACUUUCAACAUGGCAGCUGGCGAUAUGACCAACCCAGUUGGACUUCCUGGACUUACUGGCAGCAGCACCCCAACUGGUGGUGGGCUACCUGGGGGACCAAACUUCACAGGCCCAAUCACUUCUUUGUUUGGGAUAUCAAGACAAGAGAGGCAAUCGCAAGGUGGGGAAUGCCCCAGCCAGAGUGGGCUUGCUGGCCAGCAGCAGCAGCAGCAGCAACAGCAGCAGCAGCAACAACAGCAGCAGGGUCAAGGUAAUUCUGACGAUUACAGCAAAGUCACUCAGAAUCCAAUAUUGACGAGUUUGCUGCAGAUCACUGGCAGUGUAGGUUCUAGUCCUAGUUCACAGAAUGCACCGCCACCUCACCAAACCCCACCCCCUACGUCCUCACCUGCCAGCAACACCAAAAAUCAUCCUAUGUUGAUGAAUCUGUUAAAAGACAACCCCACUCAAGAUUUUGCUGCAUUGUAUGGUUCAAGUCCAUUGGAAAGACAGAACUCUUCUUCUGGGUCACCACGCACCGAUGGAAUGGGCGGGCCCUGCCCUUCUGGCAACCCCAAGGUUAAGAAGAAGCGCCCAAAGGGACCCGUGAUGCCUGCAGCUUCCGGGGCUCCGAGUGGAGGUGGGGCUGCAGGCAUAAAGUCUCAACAGACCGCAUCCAUGUCACAGCACCAUUUACAGCAUCAAGUCACACAUGAAGAUGACUUCCAUCGCGAGCUCCUAUCAAUGGAUGUAGAUGCAUCUCAAAACAUAUUUGAUGUUAACUUGCCAGUUGAAGGCUUGGAUACCCCUCACAGCAUCACUCCUGCUCCCAGCCAGUGUGGAAGCCCACCUUCUGGCCCCAAUAUACCAUAUUCACAGACCCAUGUCCAAUCUCAGCAGCCACAAACAGGUGCUGGUCCCCCCCGGACCGUGCGCCUCUCUAGCUCUGAUAGUAUCGGUCCAGAUAUUACAGAGAUAUUGUCUGAUCUGCCAGAGCAACCAGGCAAGGGCAGCAGUGGAAAUCAUGGCCAGCACAACCUGGCAAGUGGUGGUGAGGAUGGGGGUCCACUUGGCACUCCAAUUCGCGACUCAUCCAGUUCCGGCCAGGGUAGUGCAGUGUUUGACUCAGCAGAUAUUUUCAAUACAAACAGCAACGAGAAUCCUUUCACAGAUCCAGCUGACCUCAUUGCUGAGGCAGCGAGUGACUCCUCCUCCACCAACUUUUUCCCUGAUGCUGCUGACUUUAACCCUGACCUCCUGACCUCUGGCCAUGGCUUCUCUCAGAACUAUUUUGAUGACAGCUCUCCAAGUGCUGAUGGUGACUUGGACCUUGUCAAGGGGUUUGGAGGAGGCAGUCAACAGAAUACACCAUCAGGCACACCCCAAAAUCCAACUCCCCAUGGACGAAGCACCCCAGAGUCCUCAUUGAAGGAUCCUUUUGACAUGGCAAUUGUCUUUGGGGGAAACAGUGGUGGGGGCAAACCACUAAUGGGUCAAGCUCCAGAUCUUGGUGAUGGGCGUUCUCAAAGUCCCCUCAUGAGUAUCACGCCAACACCUAGUGAAUUUAAAAGUUCAGAACCCAAAGUUAAACCACAACAGGGACUCAAUCGCCCAAAAGAAGAUAAUGGUGCAAAUUCAGGAAGUGGAUCAGGAUUGGGCAGUAUUUCAUCUGAGGGUAAGCAAGUUAAACGCAGUAGAACCCCAUCCAGUGAAGGAAAGUCCAAAGAUAAGCCUCCUAAACGCAAAAAGCUUGACCCAGAUGGGAAAUCCCCAUCUCAUAGUUCAGGUGGAAGACCUUUCACCCCUCCUAGUGGUGGCCAAGGCUCUGGAGGAAGUCUAAGUGGAGGGGGUUCAAAGUCUCCCGGUAGUUCAGGACGUUCACAAACUCCCCCUGGUGGUGCCACGCCUCCCAUUCCCAAAAUAACUAUACAGAUUCAAAAAGGGACAAUAACUGGAGGAAAAACAUCUUCUCACAGUGGGUACACCUCCAGCAGUUCAAGCUCAAGCGGUCCAGGUGGAUCAGGGGGAAUCAGCAGCAGUAAAAGUCACCAUUCUCACUCUUCAUCUGGGAAAAUCAAGUCCAAAGACGGUUCCAUGACUCAAGGUAGCAGCUCCAAACCGGGGAGUGGAGGAAGUGGAGCCUCUCAAUCCAAAGGCUCCUCUCAGGGGAUGGGCGUGGGAAAACCUGGAUCCUCUCCAAUUACCAAACACGGACUCUCUGGGUCUGGUGCAAGUGGCAGUGGAAGUAAGAUUAAGUCCCAGGGUGGUAAACCUUCUGGGUCGUUAAUGAAUCCAGGCAUUAAGCCCAACAUCUCUCCAUCUCACUCUCGCUCUAGUGGAUCUGGGGACAAACUGUCAUCCCCACUUAAAAUUCAGCAAUCUCAGGUAGCUGGAACUACCUCUUCCUCCAAGGCCAAAUCGCCCAUUGGGUCAGGAGGUAGCAGUACAUGUGGGUCAAAGUCUUCCUCUGGUGGUGGAGGCAUGUCCUCCCAGAAGCCAAUGAGUGGUGUAUCCUCAGGUUCCACAUCUGCAUCCUCAUCCAACUCUUCUAGCUCUGGUGCAACUGGCAGCUCUGGUGGCUCUCAGUCUCAGUAUGCGGGGAGUGGAGGAGGUGGAUCUGGUGGAGGUAGUGGAGCAGCAGGUCAGAACAAUGCAAACAACCCAAAUGCCAAGGGGAAGUCUCCUAGUCGCAACAAGAAGCCUUCAUUGACUGCAGUUAUUGAUAAGUUAAAGAGUGUUGGUGGGGGAGGGUCAGGGGAGGAUGGGGAUAUUGGACCAACAGGAGGAGGUGGGAGUGGUUCUGGAUCUGCCCAAGGUGGCAGUUCUGGUAAUCCAUUAAAUAGUGGAUCCACUAAUUUAGGUCCAUCCAAGCACUCUGGCUCCUCCCAAAGUGGAGACUAUAAACGUGAAAAAUCUGAUAAAGAGGGGAAAACAAAAGUGUCCGUUUCAGGGGGAAACAGCGGGGAUAAGAAACUGAUGGAUCCAAAAUCAGGAGGAGGGAGCAGUUCAGGUCUGGCCAAGAUUAUCAUCAGCAAGCCUGAUGGUGGCUCACCUAGUAUCAAGGCCAAAGUCACACUGCAGAAAGGAGGGGACAGUUCUGCAGAGUCAAUGCGUCCUCAGAUUUCUAGUCUCAAAGCAUCUCCUCUGUUCAGCGGCUCAACGCCCAAACAUGACCGCUCGUCCCCAAGUCACAGCCGCUCCCCUGGGUACACCCCACUCAACCAUGACAGCGAGAGUGAGUCUGGCAGCAGCUCAGUGGCAGAAAAAUCCCACCAAAACAGUCCCAGCUCUGACGACGACCAGGCUAUUCGCCCACUCCCCAGUCAAGAGUACAUGAACUCUAUCCCACUCAGCUCGGGUGAGAAGCACAAGAAACACAAGAAAGAGAAGAAGAAGCAGAAAGAGAAGGAGCGUGAAAGGGAUAGAGAGAGGGACAGGGAGAAGGAGAAAAAAAAGUCCUCAUCUAUGGGAACAUCCUCCCAUCCAAUAAAAGCUGAUAGUUGGUCUCGCUCACCCAUCUCUGUAUCUGAAACCGCCAUUUCCAUGCACAGCUCGGAGCGUCCUUCCAGAUCAAGUCCAAUGUACAUGAGAAAUGAGGAUGAUGACCUCAUGGACUCUGCACUAACUGGAAACCUUUAAUUUUACACAUGUUUAUAAUGCCAACCUUUUAUGAUUGUAGUCCUAUUUAUUUUAUUGCAUGUUGAGCUAAUGAGUAGCGUUGUUCCAGAGUUGAUAGAUGUUCAACUGGUUGUGAUCAAGGUGGCAGGAUAUUUAAACAGAGCUGGCUGAACUUCAUGCUUGUCUCAAUUCAAAUAGCCUUUAUUUGUCUAUGGCCUUGAGAGGAAUUGUAACCAAGUGCAUAGUCAAAUGUGUAUUUCAUCCCAACCACCAAUAAUUAUGGUUAGAUGGACUGUCACAUCGUGUAAUUUAAUUGACAAUUCAGAAUAGCAAAAGCUGUUGUUGUAAGAAACCCUCGUGACCAUGUUUGGUCCAGUUUGUAACACAGUACGUUAGAGGUGUUACCUCGAAGCAAGGAUUGUUCGAUGUGGCCUUGUUUUUUUGUUUUGUUUUUUAGACUUGUAACAAACAUUUCAUACUGAUGGAGUUUUUAAAGCUUGAAAUAA
Molecule: messenger RNA, 5824 nt
Organism: Synchiropus splendidus (mandarinfish)
Lineage: Eukaryota; Metazoa; Chordata; Actinopteri; Syngnathiformes; Callionymidae
Gene: med1
Product: mediator complex subunit 1
Exons: 16
Coding region: 18-5339 (1773 amino acids)
Biological process (GO): cellular response to thyroid hormone stimulus; regulation of transcription by RNA polymerase II
Cellular component (GO): mediator complex
Molecular function (GO): transcription coregulator activity; nuclear retinoic acid receptor binding; nuclear thyroid hormone receptor binding
Source: RefSeq, a predicted model, not a curated record